This is a messenger RNA of Cajanus cajan (pigeon pea), 2557 nucleotides long. NCBI's taxonomy places the organism in Eukaryota, Viridiplantae, Streptophyta, Magnoliopsida, Fabales, Fabaceae. The record is from RefSeq and is a predicted model, not a curated record.
AAUGUACAAGUUCGUUUUUCUGCUUUGCUUUUUCAACAUGCAUAUGCUUAUACUUGUUAACACUGCAGCUAAUGAGAGUUCUGAUGCUAAGGGCAUAAUAGGAGCUAUUAUAGAUAGCAGUUCUCGCAUAGGCCAAGAGCAUGCAGUGGCUAUGAAUCUGGCAUUGGAAGACUUUAAUCACAAAAACAAUCUGACUUUUGAUCUGCAUAUAAGAAACUCUCAAGGAGAUCCUCUUUUGGCAGCUAUUGCAGCUAGAGAUCUGAUUGAUAAUCAAAAGGUACAAGCCAUCAUUGGACCACAAACAUGGCAAGAGACAUCUUUAGUGGCUGAAAUCUGUAGCAAAAAAAGCAUACCCCUCCUUUCUCUAGCAGAUACUCCUGAAUGGGCAAUGAAGAAGUGGCGCAUUCUGCUGCAAUCCUCACCUAGCCAAAUUAUGCAGAUGAAAGCUAUAGCUGAAAUUGUAAAAUACUGGAAACUCUAUAAUGUUAGCAUGAUAUAUGAAGAUGGAGACUCAUCAUCCACUGAAGUUUUAUCUAAGCUCUCUGAAGCUCUUACAGAAGUUGACACAAAAUUAAACAAUGUUGUAGCAAUCCCACCUCUAGUUUCUUUUUCUAUGUCCCAGCAACUUGAGAAGCUAAGAGAAGGACAAUGUAGAGUCUUUAUAGUCCAUUUGUCUUUUCCUUUGACACUAAAACUGUUUGAAACUGCAAAAAGAAUGAAUAUGAUGGGGGAAGGUAAUGUAUGGAUUACUACUAGCACAUUUACAAGCCUUGUUCAUUCCUUGAAUGCAUCCACCAUCUCCAAUAUGCAAGGGAUUAUUGGAGUAAAGAGUUAUAUCCCAAAUCUAUGGCACCAGUAUGGGAACUUCUACCAUAAAUUUCGGAAAAAAUUUAGCUCAGAGAAUUUUGAAGAGUUUAGUUAUGAGCCUGGGAUCUUUGCAGCCCAGGCUUAUGAUGCUACAUGGAAUGUGGUUGAUGCAAUGAGGGAAACCAACCAAAAAGGGGGUCAAUUUUUGCUAGAUAAGAUUUUGCUUAGUAAUUUUACUGGCUUAAGUGGAAAAAUUCAGUUCACUGAACAUAAAAUAGCACCAACACAUACUUUUCAAAUUAUUAAUGUGAUUGGGAGGAGCUACAGGGAAAUUGGGUUCUGGUCAGAUGGACUUGGUUUCUCAAAAUCUUUAGAUCAAAAUGCUUCUUACAGCCCUUCAGUGGAGGAAUUAGGAAAAGUAGUUAAUCCAACAUGUUCCUUAAGACUAAGAAUUGGUGUCCCCUCCACAUCAACAUUCAAACAGUAUGUUGAUGUUAUUCAAGAUCAUUCUGAAAAUGUUACUUCCUUCAAGUUCAAGGGAUUUUCCAUAGAUCUUUUCGAGGAAACAGUAAAAAAAUUGCCAUACCAUCUGGAAUAUGAUUAUUUUUCCUAUAAUGACACAUAUGAUAAAUUGGUGAAGCAAGUUUAUUUAAAGAAAUAUGAUUUAGUUGUUGGAGAUGUAGCAAUAGUAUCCACGCGUUAUGAAUAUGUUUCAUUCACUCAGUCCUAUACAGAUCCCGGAGUGGUGAUGAUUGUUCCUGUUAAAUCAAAGACAGGCAAUAGAGCAUGGUUAUUCUUGAAGCCUUUCACAAAAGUCAUGUGGAUUCUCAUAUUGGUCAUCAUUGUCUACAAUGGCUUUGUUGUAUGGCUGAUUGAAAGAAACCACCGCCCUGAACUGAAGGGCCCUAUUCUGCAUCAAACAACAACUAUGUUGUGGUUGGCUUUCUAUUCUCUGUUCUCAUUGAAUGGGGACAAGUUACAUAGCAAUUUAUCAAGGGUGGCAACGGUGGUGUGGCUUUUUGUGGCUCUAAUAAUUACACAGAUUUACACUGCUAACCUUGCCAGCAUGUUGACUGUUGAAAGAUUUGAACCAACCAUAGACAGCAUUCAGCAGCUAAAGAACAACAAUGCCAUGGUAGGAUAUGAUAGAGGAUCCUACUUAAAAAGAUAUCUCCAAGAUGUAUUGGGCAUCAAUGCUGAAAACAUCAAGCAAUUUGACUCACAAGAGAGCUAUGCUGAUGCCCUAAGAAACAAAGAAAUAGCAGCUGCCUUCCUUGAUAUCCCUGAGGCCAAAAUCUUCCUUGCAAAGAACUGUAAAGGGUUUGUUCAAGCAGGGCCAACAUACAAAAUUGGAGGAUAUGGAUUUGUAUUUCCAAAGGGAUCUCCAUUGCUUCAUGGUGUAAACCAAGCCCUACUAGACAUAUCAGAAAUUGGCACACUACGUAAUCUAGAAAACAAUAUGCUUGCAUCAGAGGAAUGUAAAGACAUAAUUGAGCCAGGUGAAGACACAACUAGCCUUAGCCCUACAAGCUUCAUGGUUCUCUUCAUCCUAACUGGAGGCACUUCAACAACUGCUCUCUUAAUUUACAUAUUUCCUAUGAAUUAUUUAUGCCCUGGACAGAGAGCAACGUGGAGUCUAAUGAUGGCUGUGAUCAAAAGUUGGAGAUUCCAAAAGGCACUGUUUCCAAGAAGAGUCCACAAUGUUGCAGAAAGUUCUUCCAACAUUUCUAAUUUGCCAGAUUUAGCUUAA